AUGCGAGUCGCUCCGUCCGACCCGCUUGCAAAGCAAACAUUCGGGGCUGACGCCAUGAUGCGGCGCAACUGCUUCUACGAACUGAACUGGCGACAACGUCUGACCUUUCGUCUCAUCUCAUCGACCGACGUGCCGACGACCACAACGUUGAACGAACGAGUGUCGAAAGAAGUGUGGACGGACGGGACGCAGGAAAUUACGUUUGAAAUCGAUCCCUCUCCACUUGAGCGGAAGAAUGUGUUCUACGUUCUUCCGUUCUAG
Necator americanus (New World hookworm) is the source of this 261-nucleotide messenger RNA. RefSeq lists its product as uncharacterized. The coding region runs from base 1 to 261 and encodes 86 amino acids. Lineage: Eukaryota; Metazoa; Nematoda; Chromadorea; Rhabditida; Ancylostomatidae. The transcript has a single exon. The record is from RefSeq and is a predicted model, not a curated record.